This is a messenger RNA of Paramecium pentaurelia, 449 nucleotides long. The record is from the annotation of a GenBank genome assembly. NCBI's taxonomy places the organism in Eukaryota, Ciliophora, Oligohymenophorea, Peniculida, Parameciidae.
AUGAUUUAAUCAAAAAUGAUAGAAAAUGAGGAAGAUCUUUGUUGUUCUUUGAAACAUAAGCUUCCAGUCUUAAUGAUUGCUUGCGAUAAAGAGCUCAAGAAGAAUUAAAGACUUUUGUGCCCUAUUUGUAUGGAAAAUUUAGAAUCAAAAACCCCAUUAAUGAGCCUUAAAAAGGCAUUGGAAAAAAUUGAAGAAAAUUAAAAGUAAAAGAAAGAAUCUAUUGAAAAUGUGUUAAUGAUUAACAUCAAAUAACUUGAAUAACUCUAAAAAGCCCUUCAUUAAUUAAAAUCUAAUGUUGUUCAAUAAUUGGAUUAUUUAAUUGGAAAUUCAAAUGAAUGGAUCAAACAAAUAUAGAUUUGGGGACAAUCAAAUGUUACUUACAGUUUCUUUGAUGAAUUAGAAAUACUAAUUAAUCAAACAAAUCUUGAUUAUUUCGAUUAAUAAACUAU